CUGCGCAGCACCGCGAGAUGUUACGACACACGUACUGUAGACUUGACGGGAAGUGGGUGGUCCCGUCUAGUAAUCGCUGGCGCAGUCUAGAGCCUGGACAUUAAAACGGACAUUUAAUGACCAAGCUUCGAUGAUUGCGUUUAAGCCUUUAUGUAAACACGAUAAUGAUAUAGACAAACGUAUAUAGAAACAACAGCGGAGUCCACUCGGUUCUCUAAGGUUCCUGCGUCCGCAGCGUCGUGAUGGUUCGUGCGGAGAUGCUGCUGCUGCCGCUGCUGCUCGCCUGCCUCUCCCCGGCGCUGCCUGCGCACUAUGAGAAUCAUUUGGUGACGGCCCCACAGUCUCCAGUGCUUCAGAUUGGGUCUACAUUCACCGCCACGUGCACGAUCAUCAACACAGCAGAAGUUACAUCAGAUGACCUCUACUGGAACGUGUCUAAGACUAUUGUGCCCAAAGAACAGUACACCAGGAUUAACGGAUCAGCCCUUAAUGUCACUAUCACCGUCAAAAGCGAGAGCGCUGAAUGGCUGUUUUGCUUGUGCAAGAAGAAGUCACCGUAUGUUACCCUGAACAAAGGCAAAUUUGUUCAUGGGAUCCAUCUUAAGAAAGGCUAUCUCCCAGGGAAGCCUGAGAAUCUAUCAUGUAUAGCAGUUCAGGACCAAGAAUACAUAUCUUCAACCAUGAGGUGUGAAUGGAAACCAGUAGGUCCUCAAACCCCUGAUGUCCCCACAACAUACAGGGUUUUUGUUCUUAUGGCAGGUUCAGAGUUUAAUGUAUCGACUCGUGAAAACCACGCUGAAAUCCAGUUGAACACGUUCCCCUAUCUUAUGAACCUGGACAUUUGGGUGGAGGCUCACAACGAACUGGGAACAGUGAAGUCUGACCAUCUGCAGAAUUAUGCUGAGUGGUAUGUGAAAACAAAUCCUCCAUCUCCUGUUGAGGCCAUAGCAGAGAAGGAUUUCCCUCGCUCCCUUCUCAUACGCUGGCAUUCACCUAUUCAUAAACAACAUGUGUCAUUAAAAUAUCAGAUCCGGUUCUGUCCAGGUGGCUCUCAUCACUGGACAUAUGUGCCUCUUGAAGACAUCGCCCAUGACAUCACAUCCUUCAGACUCCAGAACCUUCAGCCAGACACUUUUAAUGUGAUUCAGAUGCGCUGCAAAAGUUCUAAAGUUCAUGCAGAGUCGCAGGGUUACUGGAGUGACUGGAGUGCCAACACUACUACGAGGACCCCAGAGGACCGACCAACAAGUAAACCAGACGUAUGGGCUGUGGUUGAUCAGAGCGACAGCCAUUAUCGGCGGGUGUGGCUUGUUUCAAAGGAUCCUGUUUCUGCCAACGGGAAGAUAAUAAAAUAUACAUACAACAUUACAAUUCACGGCUAUCCAUCCAAGAAUGAAAGCUCAGAGAGCAUCGCAGUGAACAGCUCCGAGACAGACGGCAGCUCUAACCAAAGGAAGAUCGCUGCCCGUACAGGGGUUCGUCUGGGCUACGACCAGUCUGUUAGAGUGGACGUCACCGCCAGUAACUCUGUGGGGACGUCUCCUGCUGCUUCUUUAACUGUCCCUCCAAGGGGAAGUGUGCGAGACCCAGUGAGGGAGCUCAUAGUGAUGCCCCAAAGGAACACGCUGUGGCUGCAGUGGAAACCCCCCCCCGGGGAAGGGGUGUCGGAGUAUGUUGUGGUGUGGGUGGCUGGUGAACAGAUGGACUGGCAGAGGGAGAACAGAAGCACCACACACACUCUCAUCAAAGGCAACCUGGAGAAGUUUGUGUGCUACAACGUGUCCGUGUAUCCAAUAUACUACAGGAAGUAUAGUAUUGGGAAGCCAGCCAUGGUGGAAGCCUUUGUGGAGCAAGGAGCUCCACUGGAAGGCCCUGCUGUUAGACUGAUGGGGAAACCAACCCCUAACAAGGUGGUCCUCGAGUGGAAUCAAAUCCCCCUGAACCACAGACGAGGCUUCAUAACAAACUACACCAUAUUUUAUAGCAGUCGGGCAGAAACGCACAACAUAACAGUGCCAGCUGACGUCUACUCCUACACGCUGAUGUCCCUGAGCAGCAAUACGAAAUACGACGUUUGGGUCAGGGCCUCGACUGUUCAAGGCUCAACCAGUGGUACUUAUCACUCGUUUACCACCCCAACAUUCGCUCAAGGAACCAUUGAGCUCAUCGUUGUAGGAGUGAGCCUUGGAUUUCUGUUCGUCGUCGUGAUGACCACGCUGCUCUGCGUGUACAAAAAAGAUGCGAUAAAGAAGAACUUUUGGCCUCAGAUUCCAAACCCUGGAGACAGCACCAUUGGAAACUGGUCUCCUGAUUAUCCCCUGAAGGCGGAGACAUCAAAGGAGAAGUGUCUGUCUGGCAUUAGUGUGCUCGAUGUGGACGUCUGUGACAGAGGGAGUGUGUAUGAGGAGGACAAGGCCAGCCUCGCUCUGAGGAAGGACAAGUACCUGUCCGAGGAGCACAGCAGCGGGAUCGGCGGCUCCUCCUGCAUGUCCUCCCCUCGCCAGAGCGUGUCCGACAACGACGACAGCGGCGACAUGGGCGACACCACUGCCAGCACCGUGCAGUACUCCUCUGUGGUGGCCUCUGGCGGCUACAAGGGCCAGACGCCAGGCUCCCAGCCUCAGCAGGCCGUUUUCACACGGUCCGAGUCCACACAGCCUCUGCUGGAGUCUGAGGAGCAUCCAGACAUGUUUGUGCAGGAGGGCAGCAGACAGUCUGCUCGUUUCCCCCGACAGACCUGCUUCUCACCAGCUGCAGCGAACAGAGACGGCACCAGAGCCGCUGAAUUGGAAGAGCUGGAGGCUCUAGACUUUUGUCCUCUGGAGGAGGACGCCGAGCCAACGGCACCACCAAAGGAGCAGUCCGCUGACUGGCAGCCGCCCGCACCCAGCUCCAGCUACAUGCCUCAGCUGGGGGGCUACAGGCCCCAGUGAGACUGACACCAGGUCCUCGGUGUCCAGCCGUCCCUGAUCACGUCCCAUGUGCAUGCACUGGACGCAGGGAAGACAAACAUGCUGCAGCCUGUACUGCAUCACAAUCUGCCUUUAUAGUAAAUGAUGCCUGACACGUGUGUGUCCGUCCGUGUGUGUGUGUGUGUGUGUGUCCAUCCGUGUGUGUGUGUCCAUCCGUGUGUGUGUGUCCAUCCGUGUGUGUGUGUCCGUCCGUGUGUGUGUGUGUCCGUCCGUGUGUGUGUGUGUGUGUGUGUGUGUGUGUGUGUGUCUGUCCGUGUGUGUGUGUCCGUGUGUGUGUGUGUGUGUGUGUCCAUCCGUGUGUGUGUGUCCAUCCGUGUGUGUGGACAUUUGAACAGGACUCCGAGUGGAGCUGUGUCUUAGCUUCUGGUUGUUACACGCCUGUCUUCAGCUCUGCACUGCUCAUGCUUGUACAAUUAGUUAAGCUUACGGCGGUAACGGUCAUAUUGGUUUUGGCUGCGUAUGAAAUGCCAGUGCAUGUCCAGAGCAAAUACAGCUGACGGAGGAGAAAGCAGCUUUAACGUCCAGAUUCCAGGUCACGGGAUCAAAGGCGGUCUUCACUACUCGGCCACGUUUGUGCCUCUUCAUUUCUACUCAUGUUCCAAUGUUGGGACCGUUUUUAGUACUGACAUCACUGACAUGUGCUUCAGACUUUACAGGACACAGGCACCCAUCGCCCACUUACUACGGCGUCAUCAUCAUCAUCUCUGUUACACAGAAAACCAACAGAAUCCGCCUGUGAAGCAAACUAGUUGUAGUGUUAACGUUUUGUCCAAGCAGUUCUACUGUGAAGUGUUAUUUCAGUAGCAUCUCAUUAACCAGCACACAAACGCUUUAGAUCUGUAUGAAAUAAAUGUUUCAGCCAACACGUC
This is a messenger RNA of Betta splendens (Siamese fighting fish), 3841 nucleotides long. RefSeq names its product interleukin 6 cytokine family signal transduce (gene il6st). The record is from RefSeq and is a predicted model, not a curated record. Gene Ontology annotation, cellular component: external side of plasma membrane; membrane; signaling receptor complex. The transcript is spliced from 16 exons. NCBI's taxonomy places the organism in Eukaryota, Metazoa, Chordata, Actinopteri, Anabantiformes, Osphronemidae. The coding region runs from base 243 to 2933 and encodes 896 amino acids. Gene Ontology annotation, molecular function: cytokine receptor activity; cytokine binding. Gene Ontology annotation, biological process: cytokine-mediated signaling pathway.